Messenger RNA from Lodderomyces beijingensis, 1998 nucleotides. Lineage: Eukaryota; Fungi; Ascomycota; Pichiomycetes; Serinales; Debaryomycetaceae. The record is from the annotation of a GenBank genome assembly.
AUGACUUUGCAAGACAUUCAAGAGCUGACUUCUGUUGUGGGCAAUAACGAUUCAGAGCUUUUGAAUGGAAAAGAAGCGAGUGAAUGUCAGAUAGCUGAUAAAGAUUCACAGUUGCAGGAAAAGGGACGCCCAUCGGAUGUGAAUGCACACGAGUCGGCCCAUGGACAAGUUUCGGGUGCAGCUGCUGGAGUCGAAACGGAAACGCAUCCUGCAAGCAGCACUGAAGAAGAGAGUAUUGCGUAUGUAAAGGAGGAAGAGGCAAAAACAAUUACCACACUGCGAGAGGACGAGACCACGGCACAGGGCAUCGAGGAAAUGACCCGCAAGGGCAACGAACAGGUGGGACAUCAGAACAUACAAACCGCUGGGCCCGAAGCCAUUCAAGAGAUGCAAUAUAAAGCACGGGAGAAUCGAGAUGAGGAAGUUGAAAACGCUUCUACGGGUGUACAGACUACUGUAGAAGAACCCAUUACAGAAGAUUUGCCAGAGAGCGGUCCAACUGCACAUAGUGGUGACAUCAGCAAUCAACCAGAUGAGAUCGAGAUCAAGAAUACGAACACGAACACGAAUGAGGAAGGUAUUGCAGAACAAGAAACGCUCAAACACAGUGAAGUUGGUAGUGAGAGUAUACCUCUGGUGCCCCAAGCCACGAGUCAAGAUCACCUCGAAAUUGCCGAGGAGCAGCUAGAACAGGCAGAGCAGGCAGAACAGGCAGAGCAGGCAGAACAGGCAGAACAACUAGAGGUGCUUUCGGACGAGGAAAUCGACGUCGACGAUAUUUCGAGCUCAAGUGAUGGCUCCAGUGACACCGAAGAUAGCCAAUCUGAAAGUGAAAGUGAUGAAAAACAAGAAGGUGUGGCCAAUGGGGAAAACGACAACGUUGACGACGAAGAGGACGAUGUCAUUGAUGGACCUAUCAAGUCCGUAAACGAAGUCGAGGAAAAGGCCCCCGUCUUGCCCGAAAACUAUAAAAUCCCCGAAAGUGCCCCCAUUGAGAUGAUUGGCGAAAUCACGGGCCUUGUGGAUAACGCAAUUAUAAUCCGGGCCAACACCUCGGGGAAAUUCCGAGUCUUGAAAGAAGGCUCGAUCUUCUGCUUUGAAGAUAAAACCGCCAUUGGACCAAUGUACGAAGUGUUUGGGAGAGUGCAGCAGCCCGUAUACAGUGUCAAAUUCAACACGAAGGAAGAGUUUGACAAGUUCAAAGACUGCAAAGGUAAACCUGUUUAUUACGUGGUUCCAGAUUCACAGUUUUUGUACACCGAUACCAUUAAAAAUGUAAAAGGCACUGAUGCCAGUAACUGCCACGAUGAAGAAUUGCCCGCCGAUGAACAAGAGUUUUCCGACGAUGAAAGCGAGCUUGCUGCUAAACAAGCAAAGAAGAAACGGAAGAACAAUGAAGGUAAAAGAGUCAACACCGAGAAGAAGAGCGAAGGGCGCCAUUUUGCUAAAAGACAGCAUGUUAUGGACUAUAAACCCAUAAACAACACGGCCCCGAGUUCGAGACGAUCAAACCCCAGGACGCAUGAAAGCCACACCGCUGCAUACAUCCCCAAUCCAGACCAGUACCAGUACCCACUGAGAAAUCACCAGGAUAUGCAUGCCCAGUACGCUCCGUACAAUUAUAACCAGCAGGCUGCACAGUAUGGCAUUCCGCAAAAUCCACAGACGUUUCAACCUCAUUCGUCGCCAGCAGGAUACCCCUAUGCUGCCAAUCAUCAUAUCAAUAGUGCUAAUAACAAUCAGUACCCUCAGUCAAACCCACCACCUCCUCCUCAGCAUGCCCCUUAUCCUUCGCAUCCUUACCAAAAUAUUGGCCAAAAUGCGUACCAACCAAUGAUGCCAGCAAACCCAUAUGAGCAACAGCAAAUUGCUCAACAACCUGGUCAAACUGCAGACCCAGCCCAGCUUGCCCAGUUGCAGUCUUUGCUCAUGCGACAGCUUCAAGAAUACCAAAACCAACCUUAUCAAUGGCCACCAAACGGAAGACCCAAUCAGUAA